This is a messenger RNA of Aspergillus viridinutans, 237 nucleotides long. RefSeq lists its product as uncharacterized. The record is from RefSeq and is a predicted model, not a curated record. Lineage: Eukaryota; Fungi; Ascomycota; Eurotiomycetes; Eurotiales; Aspergillaceae. The transcript is spliced from 3 exons. Bases 1 to 237 code for a protein of 78 amino acids.
AUGAGGGCAACCUCGACGGCCUUCAAGGUGUCAGACCCGAUCCAGCACAACCAGGCUGCAAUGAGCACCAAGCCGUCUGUUCGACAGUGCUUCUUGUACUUCGCGGCUCUUAUCAAUGACCGCAAAGCGGCCUUCUGGCCCGAAACAUUCGGGUUGCCCUUGACAGACCAACCCAGGAAUGACCCUGCACGAGAACAACAUUCACGCACUGGAAAAGCUGGAAAAUUCUGGAACUAG